AUGGUCCCGCUGCAGUGUGCGUCAGGAGCGUCACGUACGACAGAAACAAUCCACAGAGCGAAGCGACGCGACCGAGACACGAGUGAGAAGAAACACCGAAGACACCGAAGAGACCGAAGACCGAAGACCGAAGAGACUGAAGACACCGAAGAGACCGAAGACACGAAGACACGAAGACACGAAGACACCGAAGACACGAAGAGACGAAGAACCGAAGACACCGAAGACACCGAAGAGACCGAAGACACCGAAGACACCGAAGAGACUGAAGACACCGAAGAGAACCGAAGACACGAAGACACGAAGACACCGAAGACACCGAAGACACUGAAGACACCGAAGACACCGAAGACAAGACACCGAAGACACGAAGACACCGAAGAAGACACCGAAGACACCGAAGACACCGAAGAGACCGAAGACACCGAAGACACCGAAGACACCGAAGACACCGAAGACACCGAAGACACCGAAGACCGAGAACGAAGACGAAGACCGAAGAGACUGAAGACACCGAAGACACCGAAGACACCGAAGACACCGAAGACACUGAAGACACCGAAGAAAGACACCGAAGACGAAGACCUGAAGAAGAACCGAAGACACCGAAGACACCGAAGACACGAAGACCGAAGACCGAAGACACCGAGACCGAAGACACCGAAGAGACGAAGACGAAGAGACCGAAGACACGAAGACACGAAAGACGAAGAGACUGAAGACACCGAAGACACCGAAGACACCGAAGACACUGAAGACACCGAAGACACCGAAGACACCGAAGACACCGAAGACACCGAAGACACCGAAGACACCGAAGACACCGAAGACACUGAAGACACCGAAGAAGACACCGAAGACACCGAAGACACCGAAGACACCGAAGACACCGAAGACACUGAAGAGAACGAAGACACCGAAGACACUGAAGACACCGAGACCGAGACCGACUGA
Boleophthalmus pectinirostris (great blue-spotted mudskipper) is the source of this 954-nucleotide messenger RNA. RefSeq names its product 110 kDa antigen-like. The record is from RefSeq and is a predicted model, not a curated record. Lineage: Eukaryota; Metazoa; Chordata; Actinopteri; Gobiiformes; Gobiidae. The transcript has 2 exons. The coding region runs from base 1 to 954 and encodes 317 amino acids.